Messenger RNA from Acytostelium subglobosum LB1, 984 nucleotides. RefSeq lists its product as hypothetical. NCBI's taxonomy places the organism in Eukaryota, Evosea, Eumycetozoa, Acytosteliales, Acytosteliaceae. The coding region runs from base 1 to 984 and encodes 327 amino acids. The transcript is spliced from 4 exons. The record is from RefSeq and is a predicted model, not a curated record.
AUGGGAAAGAGUAUUGCAAUUGAUGAUAUAGAUCAAUGGGUAUUGGAAUAUAAUGUUGAAAAGAUAACAUCGUUGCUUGAUGCUGGUUAUGAUGAUGUUGAGUUGGACGUAAUCAAACUUGCACAUAACAUUGUCACUGGUAACCUGUGGCAAUCAAUACAGACAUCACCAUUCAUAACUGCACUGUUCAACUAUGACAAGUUGGAGAAAGACGAUACAACUGCUGAAGACUACUUCUUCAAUCUAAACCAAGCUAUUGAGGAUUUAGAUGAGUCAUCAGAGAAUCAACUUGCACUUCUGUUGACAGGUAUCACAUUCUUGAACGUCUACAUUCAAAUCAACUGGACUGGACCAGGUCCAAAGGAGGUGCCUCAGUUCAAUAAUACACAAAGAUAUAAAGAGAUUAAGAGCUUGUUGGAGGUCGAUGGAGAGCCUAUUUAUACAAAGGUUGUUCAUCCAGAGUUCUUGUACUUGGCUAGAUUGUGCUUGGUGGACAACUAUGCAAAGUUGGACAGUUGUCGCUCAAGUUGUUGGUGGAGUUGUCGCGCAAUGAUGUAUCAUCAACGCUCGCUACCCAACCCAACACCAUCACUAAAGUCGGCAAUGGCCGAGCGUUUCCAGAUUGUAAACAGAUUCUUUGUCGAUGUCGACCCUGAGACUGACCGCGCGAUCGAUCUGGCGGCCAGCGCAGCGAUCGAGAGCUCAUUGACAUACUUGCUAUUCAAACAGAAGGCCAAGGUCGCCGAGACCCUGGAGCAGGCGACCAAGGUCUCUGGCCUGAUCGCCACAUUGACGGGCGCGCUCGGUCGUCGUACCCGUUUCCAAACCUUUGACACGGCUCAACUCGUGUUGGAUGUGACAAAGUCAAGAGCAAGCGAUGCUCCAGCGACCAAAGCAAAUAUCGACAGUGACAGCAUGGACACUGAGGCCGAUCCCGAGCCAGAACAAGACAUGGAUCACGAGGACUUCAAGCAAUCAUACUGA